UUCGUGCAAGUAAAAUGCUAAAAUAUAUUUAGAGGUGUAAACAAUCGAUGUUACACGUCAAUUAAAAAAUAAGUUAAAUAGUGUUAAUCAAUUCUUGAAAAAAACAUUUUAUAAUUGCGAUUUUUUGUUUUUUUUUGCAAAUAACUUUCGAGCCUAUAAUUUGUGAAGGGAUUGAAACAAAAUUCUAUAGUUUUGCAUUAUAUUUGAUGAAUUCUGUUUAUUUUUCAUAUGAGAAUUAUAAAUCCCCAGAAUUAUAAAUAGAAUUUUGUCACAUAUUUUAAUGAUAAAGAAAGUUUAAACACUUUGAACUUAGCAGCGAAUUCGGUUGCUCGCAGUAGUGCGCAUCUUAAAUAGAUGUUGAAAAACUAUUUGGCCAAAACGAUAAUUCGUACGGAUGCUGAUCAUUUUACUGGCUAACUGUAAAAAGUAUUUGAAGAGAUAUUAAAACUAAUGCUUAAAUACAAGAAUUGAGUGUAAACGAGCCUUAGGGCGCACUCGGUGUGCACUAGUGCAAGGAACCGAAUUCGCUAUUAAGUAUUUUCCUCGGAUAAAAAGUUUAUUGGUGAUCAUUAAUUCGCACCGCGUGAUGAUGCAAGGCGGAGGUGCCGCUAUUUAGCGACAUAUGUACGUACGUACGUACAUACGUACGUAUGUACUUAACAGCAAUGUGUUGUUUCUAUGUGUGAAUCAUUCAGCGAAUCGAACGCGUCGCAUUGUUCGGCCAAUGGCAUUCGGUGGGACUCGGCUGGACUCGGCCGCGCUCGGCCGGUGACGACGAGCAUCGGGUGGCGCGCGCGAGUUACUCGGGCGGCCGGGGGCCGCCAUUUUCCUCCAGCAAGGGACAGCAGUCCGGAGCGUAGGUAGCGAGAAUCUGUGUGCAUCAUUAGCGAAUCGAGUCGAGAAUAGUGAAACGUGAAGCACGGAAACUCCUUUUGUGUACGCCGCGAAUCGUGCGCGAUCGGUAUUUUACGGUAGUACGAGGACCGCAGUGUGCCCGGUGGUCAGUAUAUUCGCGUGACUCUCGUACAUCGUGCCGACCGCGGCGGUCACCCGGUAGACGGACGCCGUCGCCGCCGCGCGCAUUUCUGUACAAUUGACAACGGGCCGAGAAUAUAUUUUCAAGAGGGACGCAGGAAGACACGUAAAAGAAGAGAGCAAAAGGAGAUAAAGAGGGGAUAUAUAGCGCGUGAGCGCAAGGAAGAGAAAGAGACAAGGAGCAAGGUGAAAAAAGGAGGGAGAGACGCGCAGAGAGAUAGAGGAUAGAAAGAGACAGAAGCCAAGUGUGAAUAGUUUGGUGAUUGCAGUGUGGCUGCGCACAGUGAAAAUACUCAACCAUCGGCCAACUUCGGGUGUUGGGACGCCAAGUGGGAUAUCAAGGGAGAGCAAGUCGCCUCCGACAGGAGACGGUACUCACCAAGCCGUGAUGCAUUGGAGAUUCGGCGGUUUUCACCCCAAGACCGACCAGAAGUUAGUGUUGCAAAAUCAGUUUGUGUGACAAAGCCUAAAAGACAACGAGAGUGCUAAAACGUUGUACCAGUUGGACUAGAAGAGGCAUCUCCGCUGCGAGUGUCUUGCCGGGAUAUUCUGUCGUCCUCGACUGUUGGUCGGAGCCGAAGGGGAAGGGAAGCGGUCGUAAUUUCUUCUUUGUAGUGACACUGAGAGCGCACAGUGAAAACAAUAAAAAUAGGGGGGGCGGUCUGCUGACCGAUGGACAAACGGAAGAUGAUGCCCAAACGCCCUCGUAUGGAUAAUCUGAGAGGUCCGAUUGCCAACGGACCGAUCCAGACGCGGCCACUGGUCGCGCUUCUCGAUGGCCGUGAUUGUUCUAUCGAAAUGCCCAUCCUCAAAGACGUCGCAACUGUUGCCUUCUGCGACGCACAGUCCACUUCAGAAAUACACGAGAAGGUAUUAAAUGAAGCAGUGGGUGCGUUGAUGUGGCACACGAUAAUUUUGACGAAGGAGGAUUUGGAAAAGUUCAAGACGCUACGAAUCAUCGUUCGGAUCGGUUCUGGCGUAGACAACAUCGACGUCAAGGCAGCUGGUGAGCUUGGCAUUGCGGUGUGUAAUGUGCCUGGCUAUGGGGUUGAAGAAGUGGCUGACACUACUCUUUGUCUCAUCUUAAAUCUUUAUCGGCGCACUUAUUGGCUUGCCAACAUGGUGCGCGAAGGCAAGAAAUUCACAGGACCAGAACAGGUGAGAGAAGCAGCAACUGGCUGCGCAAGGAUACGGGGUGACACCUUGGGUAUCGUUGGCCUCGGUAGGAUUGGUUCCGCAGUUGCGCUGCGUGCCAAAGCUUUUGGUUUCACCGUCAUCUUCUAUGAUCCUUAUCUACCAGAUGGUAUCGAGAAAUCAUUAGGUCUCACCAGGGUUUACACAUUACAGGAUUUGCUGUUCCAAUCAGAUUGUGUAUCUCUGCAUUGCACUUUGAAUGAACACAAUCAUCAUUUAAUAAAUGAAUAUACUAUUAAACAGAUGAGACCAGGUGCAUUUUUAGUCAAUACAGCGCGAGGUGGUUUGGUGGAUGACGACGCGCUAGCUGCGGCACUCAAACAGGGUAGAAUCCGCGCGGCAGCGCUAGAUGUCCAUGAAAAUGAGCCGUAUAACGUCUUUCAGGGUCAGUCUGCGAAUCAGUGUCCAUUGAAAGAUGCGCCCAAUCUUUUAUGCACUCCACACGCCGCCUUCUACAGCGACGCGAGCUGCACCGAAUUACGUGAGAUGGCGGCGAGCGAGAUACGACGGGCGAUCGUCGGACGCAUACCCGACUGCCUACGCAACUGUGUGAACAAGGAAUACUUCCUUUCCUCGACCGGAAACGGCUUUUCGAGCAGAUGUUAACUUCUCUUCUCUUCCGAGUGAAAGUCCGAAAGCGAUCGUGAAAGUUGAGCGUGACAAAAUCUGUCGAUGCGUGUGUGUAUAGAGUGUAAAGAAUAAGCGCUUAGACGAGACUUAUAUAGAAAAAAAAAACGAACGAAAGAAAGAAAGACAGAGACAAAGAUGAUUCCGUUCUUGGGAAUCUCGAUGACCUGUGUGUGUGUUCUCACGUUCCUGUUUCUCGUUGGCGAGGAACGAUUGCUACUCUACUACCUAGAGCACACCUAGAACGCCACCCUAGAGCGUAACGAAAUCCACACACAGAGUCAGAGAAAAAAAAAA
Messenger RNA from Vollenhovia emeryi, 3153 nucleotides. It is a transcript of the gene CtBP, whose product is annotated as C-terminal-binding protein. Gene Ontology annotation, molecular function: NAD binding; transcription corepressor activity; oxidoreductase activity, acting on the CH-OH group of donors, NAD or NADP as acceptor. The record is from RefSeq and is a predicted model, not a curated record. The transcript is spliced from 8 exons. The coding region runs from base 1708 to 2835 and encodes 375 amino acids. NCBI's taxonomy places the organism in Eukaryota, Metazoa, Arthropoda, Insecta, Hymenoptera, Formicidae.